Molecule: messenger RNA, 1539 nt
Organism: Talaromyces amestolkiae
Lineage: Eukaryota; Fungi; Ascomycota; Eurotiomycetes; Eurotiales; Trichocomaceae
Exons: 3
Coding region: 1-1539 (512 amino acids)
Biological process (GO): carbohydrate transport; transmembrane transport
Cellular component (GO): membrane
Molecular function (GO): carbohydrate:proton symporter activity
Source: RefSeq, a predicted model, not a curated record
AUGGUAUUCGACGAACUCCGAGGCCGUCGCCUCUCGUUGAUCGUUGGUCUCGUUGGCGCCAUGGGCUUCAUGCUUCAAGGUUAUGAUCAAGCCGUUGCCAAUGGUUUGCUCACUCUGGAUUCGUUCGUGAAGACCUUUCCUGCCAUUGAUGCUAUACAUGCAACGGGUGCGGAGAAGAGUCACAAAUCUACUAUUCAGGGAACUACUGUCGCAAUCUACGAAGUCGGUUGCGCUAUUGGAGCACUGUCGUGUGCCUAUCUCGGGGACAAAUUAGGUCGUCGCCGAACCAUUUUCCUAGCCGGGUGUAUUGCUAGUGUUGGAAUCAUCAUUCAAGCUUCGCCUUUUACCUUGGCACAGCUUAUCGUAGCCCGUGUCAUUACAGGGCUUGGAGUCGGCGGCUUCACUGCCGUCAUCCCAAUGUACAUCUCAGAAUCCAGCCGAGCCGAAAAUCGUGGACGAAUGGUUCUAUUAGAAGGUUUCUUCGCUAUUGGUGGCAUUGCUCUCGCGUCAUGGAUCGAAUUCGGCUUGUACUACGUACAAACAAAUGAUGUGAGCUGGCGCUUCCCCAUCGCCUUUCAACUUAUAUUCGCUAUCAUCGUGACUUCCUGUAUCUUGUCCCUCCCCGAAUCGGCCCGUUGGCUUGUUAGCAAAGACCGAGUGGAAGAAGCAGCCGCAGUCCUGGGCCGUUUAGAGGACACAAACGGCGACUCAGAAGCUGUCGCUAUAGGACUAGAUACCAUCCGACGUUCUCUUCAAGACGAGAAUGGCAGCGAAAGAUCUCGCAACCCAUUCGCUUUCAACGAUACCCGGAACUUCCAUCGUACUUGUCUUGCCAUUGGUGUCAACGUGAUCGCUCAAAUGUCCGGUAUCAAUAUUAUCACCUUCUACUCCGACACCAUUUUCGAAUCGGACCUUGGCUACUCCGGGACCAUUGCGCGUAUAAUUUCCGGAUGCCUGCAAAUCUGGCAAUUCAUCUGUGCCGGAGUCGCAGUGUAUCUGAUCGACCGCGUUGGACGUCGUCGUCUUUUGCUCUCUGCAGCUCUAGGGAUGGCCGUCUCUCAAGCCUGCUUGGCUGGUCUUACAUCUGUUAUCUCCACCAACAAAUCAGCCGCAUCUGCAUCGCUACUUUUUUACUUCCUCGCAUUUACUUUCUUUCCAAUCGGUCUCUUCCUCGUACCCUUUAUGUAUGCCGCUGAAAUCUCCCCGUUAAAUACGAGAGGAAAAGUAACUGCCAUGAGCGCUUCAGCGAAUUGGCUGUUCAAUUUCCUGAUUGCUGAAGUGACACCCACGGGAUUCGAUAACAUUGGUUGGAAAUACUAUAUUAUCUAUUUCUGCAUCAACGCCGCAGGUUUUGUCAUCUUCUACCUUUUUUACCCGGAGACAAAGGGUCGUUCGUUGGAGGAGAUUGAUGAGAUCUUUAUCCGGUCGAAGAGUCCCUUUGAUACAGUGCGGGUUGCAAAGGAGUUGCCAUUUCAGCUUGAUGUGUUGGCUACUGCUGAUGAGAAGAGAGAUGAUAAGGAGCAUAUUGAGGAGGUUUAG